Molecule: messenger RNA, 1622 nt
Organism: Opisthorchis viverrini
Lineage: Eukaryota; Metazoa; Platyhelminthes; Trematoda; Opisthorchiida; Opisthorchiidae
Exons: 9
Coding region: 14-1549 (511 amino acids)
Biological process (GO): intraciliary transport; cilium assembly; regulation of microtubule cytoskeleton organization
Cellular component (GO): ciliary basal body; axoneme; centrosome
Molecular function (GO): microtubule binding
Source: RefSeq, a predicted model, not a curated record
GACAACUGGUCUGAUGAAAGGUCUGUUUAGUUCAGAAGAAUUGAACGCUGACAAUGUAAAAGAUAAAGAUUCCAAGCUGGCUUUUCUUCAGAAGCUUGUGGAUUAUUUAUCAAUCGCCCACGGUUAUGUGAUACCUGUGCGUAUCAUGAGCGUAAUCGCGGGAAAAGAACCGGAGAAAACCAAUGAAAUGCUUUACUUGCUUGCCAGUAUAGUUAACAAAGGAUUGGACAAUGAAGAUUGCGUCGCUCGCACGCAACGUGGAGAUGCAAGGCAAUUACACAAGAAGGGGCGAACAAAGCAGCAGGAAAUCAACACCUCCGAUCAAAAACAAGGUAAACUCGAGGCUUCUGCUAUUGAAGCAGAUCAUGGUGAUCGUCAUCCGGACAUCACUGAGAAGCCAGACAAGAAGCUACCUAAUGAUAAGUCCAAGCAGACCGAACAUUUUCAAAAGACCAACGUCCGUGCGCGUCCUAAGGAAAACGGGAAACUAACACCACAGCUAGUUGAGCAGAAGCUGCAGCUUAAUGGAGACUCAAAAGAACGUACGAAAACUGAGAGCGGUCGACUUAGCAGCCAUGGUCAUGGACAAACUAGUCAACAAAGCAGCCGAAGUAAUUCAACAGCUGAGAAAUUGCGGGAGGAUGGUGGCACACCUUUGACCGCAGAAGCAGAAUCACCCACACAGGUUCGAGUUUCAAGACCUCCCUCGGUGAAGGGAGUCCACAUUCGAAAAGAUGACCCAUUGCCCUCUGUUUCCAGACAAGAGGAUGGGAAAUCCGAGACACCACCCAAUGCUCGGUUAGCUCCACCCCGUGUUCGAAGACCAACAGACUUAACGAUUGAUGACGGUGCAAGAAUCACAGGCCCUUCUGCACCAAGUGUUUCCACACUUAUUAUACCCGAGGCGCAUCAAGAUUCCGAGGAUGAUGACGCACAAUUUGUGAUAGAGGAGACUGUUUUUGCCGGUAGCGCUCUACGACCGAAACUGGGUGACGGAGAUGCAGAUGAGAAACAACAGGAUCACGAAAUCAGACCGCUUUUGCAUGUGUCAAUUUUCUUCUUUCCCCAACCAGGUGGUCUUGUGAAAAAAAUGCUGCAAUCCAAAAAGGACUUCGAAGCGGGGAACAUUUUAUCGCAGUCAAAAGUUGAUCCCCAGGGGUAUAUGAAUGGAGAGCUGGAUGAAGCUACCAGACUACGUGAACGAGCCCAAAUGGGGAAAGAUAUCGACCGAUUAUGUCAGUCUCUCCAGUCCUUGUCACGCUCUGCACUCCCAUUAGGGAAAUUGAUGGAUUUCGUUCAAGAAGACCUGGAAAGCAUGCAGCAAGAGUUCGAACGAUGGACUGCAGAAAAUCGGACCCUUAAAGCUCGAUUACGUGAGGAAGAAAACCUCACUCAGUCGUCGAUCCAACCAUUACGAGCUCAACUUGCUGAGUUACAAAACUAUGCAGCCGAACAAAGAAAAGCAAUUGCCACGUUCAAAGCAAAGAUCCUCUCUAAUGAUGAACGAAUCCAUGACAUGCUAUCCAGGUCGAUUGAGAAGACGUGUUGAUCAAUCAGAACACUUUCACAGACACACUUCGGUUUUGGCAUUUCCAGAGUUUAUCCUGUUUGAAUAAUACAAU